Messenger RNA from Fusarium redolens, 374 nucleotides. RefSeq lists its product as uncharacterized. NCBI's taxonomy places the organism in Eukaryota, Fungi, Ascomycota, Sordariomycetes, Hypocreales, Nectriaceae. The record is from RefSeq and is a predicted model, not a curated record. The transcript has a single exon. Bases 66 to 269 code for a protein of 67 amino acids.
GCACAUAUCCAUUUCAGAAUCCAGAUCUACGGCACCUGGCAUUAGACCCACAGCUUCGCAAUGGUAUGCAAAGCAUUAGCGGCAAGCCAGCAUCGAGCAACAUCACUAACCGAGCGUACCUGGCCAGCAAGCGCCGUUGUCACUUCAGCCUGACAGAUUCCAAACAACGAUCCUUCGGUGUCCACGAGGAAUAUCGCAUAUCAUGGGGCUUAUUUCAAAGCGUCUUGACAGUACUGCGCUCUCUUACCCCCGAAGCCCGCUCCACCUAGCUACCAAGGCGUCCGUCUUGUUUGUGGGCAGUUCGCACUCCCAUCUUUGUUGAUUACGUCUGGCACAAUAUCAACAAGUUUACAACCGGGUUUGAGUUGAUUCGA